AUGCCCUCGUAUUUUUAUCACAUCACGCUUGAGCUUCUGAACUCUUCAUCGAACAUUGCACACGACAUCUACCAUAGCACGUCCCAGUCGCGAUCAGACAAUUCCCUCGCCAACGAAGUUGUGCGCGAAGCUUUUUUACCUUUUCAGCGAUAUUCAAACAGUAAAAAGUCGACGCAUCGACACCGUUCUGCUGGGUCAUUGGGUGGGAAUAAUAAUACCAGCUCUGUCGGUGGUGGUGGUGGUUCUGCUGGCCAUCAGCAACAACCGUUGGACGACGGCAAAUACAGCUCCGCGAGCUUGAUUGGGAAAUUAUCUUCCUUACCGUUACAAGAACGAAAUCCUCCAACAGGUUUAUCCAUUCAGUCAGAUCUCAGAUUCACUCCGAUAUCCAUCCAAGGUGUCGACAUGGUCGCUCCCGCGCACAACCGCCACCAUCAGCACCAACGCAAACAGUCCAACGAAACAAGAGGCGGUCGGGAUGAAAUUACAACCGGCAUCGGAACAGAUAUCCUAGGUGGACUUCAUACGCGCGGCAAAUACAUACCUGUCGAUCAAACGUUGGCCGAUAGCGUAUACGGCAUUGUACAUCUUUACAGAGAUGCAAAGGAAACGCCGUCUUUGAUUGUUGAUGACCAUCCUCUGUAUCUGAAAGGGUCGUCUGCUGCUGCGCGACGACCACCGAACGAUUCCGCGACAAGCAGCGGUAUCGUAAGUCAAAACUUCCUAGGAGGCAAUCACGGCAGCAGCCGGAGCCGCGGUCUCAAUGACCACGACUCUGCUGACUAUUACUCCUCAUCUUCCUUACAGACGCAUUCGCCGAAUGACGAUGAUUGCUCAAUAUUAUGCAUCCUUGCCGUCCCGUCGUACCUUUCACCUUCAGAUUUUCUCGGUUUUGUGGGUGAAGAUACCAGAGAUGAAGUCAGUCAUUUCCGGAUGAUAAAGACUGCAAGAGCCAAUCGAUAUAUGGUUCUGAUGAAGUUUCGGAAUGGGAAGAAGGCUCGUGAAUGGCAGAGAGAGUGGAAUGGGAAGGUGUUCAAUAGCAUGGAGCCUGAAACGUGUCAUGUAGUGUUUGUAAAGUCAGUUGAGAUAGAAGCUGCCAGGCCCCGCGAGAUGAGUGAUGCAUCUAAUCAGUCUUCUGCAUUGAUAUCGAAUUCUACGCGGUCACUUGGAGCUGCAAAUAAUUCGUCACCCGGUCUUUCGUCUGCGUCACUAUCUGCAAAACCAUUGGCCCCCCCGACCCCUUCUCUGGUCGAAUUACCCACUUGCCCGGUCUGUCUUGAGCGCAUGGAUGAGACAACCGGUUUAUUGACUAUCAUAUGUCAACAUGUCUUCCAUUGCACAUGUCUCCAGAAAUGGAAAGGGAGCGGAUGCCCCGUGUGCAGAUAUACACUCGACGACUUUGCGCGACGGAGUCAAGUCGGAUUUCUCGAUGAAGGCGGCUCAGCCGAAUGUAGCGUCUGCCAUUCGGAACUCAAUCUCUGGAUCUGUCUUAUCUGCGGCAGCAUUGGCUGCGGGCGAUACGACGAGGCACACGCCUUUGCCCAUUUCAAGGAGACGUCACAUGCAUUCGCUAUGGAUCUAUCAACGCAGCGGGUAUGGGACUACGUAAGCGAUGCAUACGUUCAUCGUAUCAUACAAAGCAAAACAGACGGGAAACUAGUCGAAUUACCUGCAGCAGACAACUCCGCACUCGAUCCACCGGACUGGACGGACGCAGUGCCCCGCGAAAAACUCGAGAAUAUGAGUGUUGAAUACACCCACUUACUCACCAGUCAACUUGAAUCUCAACGAGCCUAUUUCGAAGAGAUUGUCGAACGAGCAGCUGAUAAAGCCUCAAAGGCAAGCGCCAGCGCAACAGCGGCCCUCGAAGCCGCCGAAAGAGCAACUCUCCAACUCCAAGAAUUACAACAACGCUAUGACGUCUUAGCCAAGGAAAACGUUCCCGGUCUAGAGAAAGAGAAAGAUCGCGCCGUGCGCCGUGCCGAGAAAUUCGAGAAUAUGGCCCGUAAACUUGAGAAGGAAUGGCGAGAGGAGAAAGCCAUGAAUGAGAACUUGGUCAAACGCGUGGAAUUGUUAAGCGAAGAAGUCGCCAAGCUCAAAGUUGAGAAUGCAGAUUUGGCGGAACAGAAUCGUGAUUUGACGUUUUUUAUCAGUGGGUCGGAGAGGUUGAAGGAACAUGGUGGUGGGGAUGAGGAUGUUGUUGAGGGGACGAUUAGUAUUCCGGAGGGUUCUUCAAAGAAGAAAGGGAAGGGGAGGAGGAGGUAGUCUACGUUCAAUGAUGAUGCAUUCACGGAGUUGUUGUUUUUGCAUGGCUAUGAUACCAGAUUUGCUA
Messenger RNA from Talaromyces stipitatus ATCC 10500, 2332 nucleotides. RefSeq names its product RING and UBP finger domain protein, putative. The record is from RefSeq and is a predicted model, not a curated record. Gene Ontology annotation, biological process: Ras protein signal transduction; protein ubiquitination. Gene Ontology annotation, molecular function: zinc ion binding; ubiquitin protein ligase activity. Bases 1 to 2265 code for a protein of 754 amino acids. Lineage: Eukaryota; Fungi; Ascomycota; Eurotiomycetes; Eurotiales; Trichocomaceae. The transcript is spliced from 2 exons. Gene Ontology annotation, cellular component: cytoplasm.